AUGAAGUCUUCACUCUUUUACAACUUUGUUUCUUUCAAUGCUGGUCUAGUUGCUGCUACAAAUGCUCGCAGACAAGAUAAUAGCACUUCUUCAACAGCACUCUUUGAUUUUGAGACUAUCCAGUUGAAAACUUCAGAUCUCGCACAACUCAAUGCUUCCAUGCAAGCGCUUUUCACAUUUGGGAAUGCUUCUUCGGUAGAUGCAUCAAGCAUUGCUUCUUCUAGAUCGGCGUGUAAAGUCUUUCCUGGAGAUGCGGAUUGGCCGGCGGAUGAUGUUUGGGAUAUCUUCAAUGACCUACUUGGUGGUGCCUUGAUUAAAACUAUACCAAUCGCAUCAAGCUGUUAUAAUGAUUGGGACUAUAACGCAGAUAAAUGUGCCUUUGUCACAGACAAUUGGACUAACUCUACCAUGCACGAGGAGAAUCCCACAUCCAUGAUGUCCCCAAUAUAUCAAGGUCUAACCUGCAUGCCUACCAGCGACCCAACAGCAACCUGCACACUUGGCGCUUAUCCCGCUUACGCAGUCAAUGCCACAAAUGUCGCACAAAUACAACUUGCCGUCAAUUUUGCAAGAAAUACUGGCAUCAGAUUCGUGGUUAAGAAUACAGGACAUGAGUUCUCUGGUAAAUCCGGUGGAGCAGGUGCUUUGAGUGUUUGGACUCAUUGGUUACAAGAUAUCAGAUAUGAGGGUGCUGAAUACACCGAUGCGGAUUUCCCUUACACGGGACCCGCUUUCACAUCUGGAAGUGGUGUUGUUGGUGUAGAUAUCAUGAAAGCGGCUAGCGAGCAGGGAAUGGUUGUUGUUGGCGGCGAAGCAAGGGAUGUCGGGGUUCUAGGAGGUUACAUUCAAGGUGGAGGACACGGCCCUAUGACUUCAGUAUAUGGUCUUGCUGCAGAUCAGGUCAUCUCUGCUCGUAUUAUCACAGCCGAUGGACGAUUUGUUACUGCAUCCUCGACUGAAAACACCGAUCGUUUCUGGGCUUUACGUGGAGGUGGUCCCGCAUCUUGGGGUGUGGCGACAUCUCUCACAAUCAAAGCUUACCCAACGACUCCCGUCACAGUUGUAACUUUCACAUUCGCCUCUGGUGGCAAUGUCACCGAUGAUGCUUUCUGGCUUGGUGUCCGUGCUUAUUGGGAGAGUUUUAUCACCUUUAAUAAUGCAGGAAUCUACAGCUACUUCUUCGUUUUUCCUCCUGCAGCUUUUGGGGUGGAUUAUUUCAUUAUGUCUCCAUUCUGGGCUCCAAAUUACACCCAAGCCGAAACUGAAGCCUUGUUGGCACCUUGGUUCGAAAAACUCACUGCACUCGGCAUAGACUUUACACCAGUAUACAACACCUAUGAUACACUAUACGAAGGAUGGGAUGCAUCUUUCGCUCAAGAAACGGUUGGUUCCGAUGACGCUAUUGUUGGUUCCCGGCUCUUUCUACAAGAAUAUCUUGAGGAUGAAGCAACAUUCAACGCAACAUUCGAUGCUUGGUCAGGCUCAUCGAGAAACAAUGCUUCAUUACUCGUAGGUUUCAAUAUCAAUGCACCAAAUUUCGCAGGGGUUGAUAAUGCCGUUUUGCCCGCUUGGAGAAAGACUACUCUUCACACUAUGCAAGGUACUUCAUGGACAGAUCCUACCAAUUUCACCACUAUGGCUUCCGCUCGGGCCAAGCUUAGCGAACUCCAACUUGCGUGGAAAGCUGUUACCCCGGGCACGGGAGCAUAUCUUGGGGAGUGCGAUAUUGAGGAGGUAGACUGGCAACAUAAUUUCUAUGGUGUGAAUUACGAUAGAUUGUUGAGCAUUAAGGAUGCGACUGAUCCAUGGUCAUUAUUCUGGACAAAGACCGGAGUUGGAAGUGAAGUUGCUAGUGUGGUUAGCAACGAUGCUAUUCCAGAUGAAAAUGGAAGGUUGUGUUGGAAUUAA
Molecule: messenger RNA, 1908 nt
Organism: Botrytis sinoallii
Lineage: Eukaryota; Fungi; Ascomycota; Leotiomycetes; Helotiales; Sclerotiniaceae
Exons: 2
Coding region: 1-1908 (635 amino acids)
Molecular function (GO): oxidoreductase activity; FAD binding
Source: RefSeq, a predicted model, not a curated record